Molecule: messenger RNA, 1144 nt
Organism: Agelaius phoeniceus (red-winged blackbird)
Lineage: Eukaryota; Metazoa; Chordata; Aves; Passeriformes; Icteridae
Gene: SOCS1
Product: suppressor of cytokine signaling 1
Biological process (GO): phosphatidylinositol phosphate biosynthetic process; intracellular signal transduction
Cellular component (GO): phosphatidylinositol 3-kinase complex
Molecular function (GO): 1-phosphatidylinositol-3-kinase regulator activity
Source: RefSeq, a predicted model, not a curated record
UCGCCCGCCCGCCCCGCGGCAGCCCCGGCUCGCCGCGGCGCCAGGCAGGGCCCCCGCCGGAGGAUGCUCGGCCGGCCCCCGGGGCCAGGACCAGGACUAGCAGCGGGACUGGGACUGGCAGCGAGUGCUGCGCUCCGGGGACGGCCCCCACCCGCGGCACCCCGAGAGUAGCUGCUGGAAGGCCGCCCCGCCGUAGCCGUGACGCUAUGGAAGACCGCAUCCGCUGCUCUCGGCUGUAGGAUGGUAGCGCACAGCAAGGUGUCAGCAGAUAAUGCACUUGGAGCAGACCCAAGACGGCUUCUUGACCCUCCGGCACGGGAUCGCUCCCAGGCACGAGGCUUCCCGGGCCCCGGCCGGCCCGGCGCUGUGCAGGCACAGGGCAACACGCACUUCCGAACCUUUCGCUCGCAGGCGGAUUUCAGCAGCAUCACUCGAGCCAGCAGCCUGCUGGAUGCCUGUGGCUUCUACUGGGGGCCUCUGAGUGUCAGUGCUGCUCACGAGAAGCUGAAGUCUGAGCCCGAGGGCACCUUCCUCAUCAGGGACAGCACACAAAAGAAUUGCUUCUUUGCCAUCAGUGUUAAGACUGCAACUGGACCCACCAGUAUCCGGAUUAACUUUCAGACUGGGCGUUUCAGCCUGGAUGGCAGCAAAGAGACUUUUGACUGUCUUUUUAAGCUGCUGGAACAUUACCUAAGCUCCCCGAGGAAGGUACUGGUUACCCCUCUUCGCAAGGUCCGGGUGCAGCCCCUGCAGGAGCUCUGCCGGAAAAGCAUCGUGAAGAGUUUUGGAAGAGAGAACUUAAAUGAGAUCCCACUCAAUCCUGUUUUAAAGGACUACCUGAAAUCCUUCCCAUUUCAGAUAUAAGUGCAGCAUUAACUGUAUAGGGACACAUUAGACAUGUGUAACAAAAUCCAUCCUCCUGGGUUUUUAAUUAUGUUUGACAGUGAGCAAACUUAUUUUUGUAGCAGUUUACUGUAUUUUGUGAUGGAACCUGAACACUUGACUUCUUAUGUUUACAAAAACUGUUUGCACAAACCUGGGGUUUUAAAACCCUGGCAUAAUUUUUCUGCCAAGCAGAAUAUUUUACUAUUUUAUAAUAUUUUUAAUGAUAUUAACAUAAUAAACUUUAUUGUCACAGUUUUUA